AUGGCGGGUCUUGAAGUUGGAAGACGUCUCCGUCCGCUCCGCACGCCUGAUCCCGAAAUUUCGGUCGCAACAUCAGCUCAGCGCCGCCUCUUUACUCUCAGGCCCCAGGGCCACCGUUUCUGGACCGGAUUGCACUUUCGAACGUUUCGAAACGAGGUUGGCUCGGUCAGCAAGCGACGCAGCAGGGCCGCUUUCCGCUCGUCGGUGCGGUGCGCGAACGUUGACCCUGAAGCGGACAGCUCACGUCUUCCAAUGACAACGCGGCCGCCAUUCACACUUACGAACACGGUAGCAACAUUUGACUCGUUCCAAUUGAAUCGCAGAAGGCGUGUCAUCGGUGAACCACAUGAUGAUCGACCAUUAUUCGGUAUUAGUGGAUUUAGCAACCCCUGCAUAACUCCCUCGCCUGUCAAGGAUGUCAACCGGCACGCGUCAUCGGCACGACCUGUUCCUCAAUCAGAAUCAUUAAAGAGCGCAAGGGCGAUGUCUGAGGCCUGA
Molecule: messenger RNA, 498 nt
Organism: Coprinopsis cinerea okayama7#130
Lineage: Eukaryota; Fungi; Basidiomycota; Agaricomycetes; Agaricales; Psathyrellaceae
Exons: 5
Coding region: 1-498 (165 amino acids)
Source: RefSeq, a predicted model, not a curated record